CCCAAUCCCGACUCCAGAGGUCAGGUCAAUUACCGCAUCGCGCGGUCAGAUUUGUGAUCCGGACGGAGAUCAUGGCGAAGUGGCCAUCUGCAGGUCUGCGCGGACGGAGGAGAGUCGACUGUUACGCGCUGCACACUCUAGGCGCACGAGACGGGCGACGUUUACCACGGCCGGGUCUCGCGUUCCUCCCCGCGCCGAGAUGCCCUCCCUUCCGCUCAAGCGCUGCUGUCACACCGCCGCUGCUGUGAUCCUGCCUCGAAUCGCGGAAUCGCUUGGUGUAAUCACCGCCGUCGACCAUGCUUGGACACCGACGGUCGUGAUUGCCUGCGGGAGAUGGGCUUCGGCCCUCGCGAUUGCUGCCGUUCCUCGCGUCUUCAAAUAGGUCCGGCCUUACGAGCUUUCAAUCAUAGCGCACUGGCCGUUCGAUUGCAGCGCGUACGGAUCAUUUCCCUCCUCGCCAUUCUUCGGCAGUCCUUGCGGCUCCCUUCCCAUUGAUUUCGCGCCAUGGCUCUCCUCCCUCCGCUGCGCCUCCGUCUCGCGCUUCUCAUCGCAGCAAUCGCUGCGUGCUUCGGCCCCCUCGCGACAGUAUCGGGAGCGGCUCUAGCGGGUCCGUCGUGCGUGAGCGACUUCCCCCGGCUGUGCAAGUUUGUGGACGAUCUGCGGCCGUCCAUCCCCGAGCAGAUCGACGCCAGCACGGGCGCGCCCAUCCGCAUCGGCGCGUACCAGAUCCGCCAGAAGCUGCACCGCGACCUGCCGCCCACCAAGCUGUACGCUUAUGGGCAGAGCGCCAGCAGCGCGCACUACCCUGGCCCCACGCUCGUGGCCAAACGGGGCGUGCCCACCCAGGUGUACUGGGAGAACCACCUCACGGACCGCCACCACAUGUUCCCGGUGGACUACACCUUGGGGGACGUGGCUCGUCCACUGCUAGGCGGCAUCCCCAUAGUGACCCACCGGCACGGGGGCGAGCAGGCGUCCUUCUCGGACGGGCAUCCCGAGGCGUGGUUCACGCAGUACAGCGAGGUGGGGCCCGCCUUCCGCACGCGUCUGUACCGGUACCCCAACCACCAGCUGCCCGCCACGCUGUGGUACCACGACCACGCCAUCGGCAUCACCCGUCUCAACGUGGCGGCCGGCCUUGCUGGCUUCUUCAUCCUCACGGACCUUAGGGGCGUCGAGAGAACCCUGGGGUGGCUGCCCACUGGGGAGUUCUGUGUGCCACUGGCGCUGUCGGACCGGCGGUUCUACGCCAACGGGUCCAUUGACUACCCCACCGAGGGGGUGCUGCCCCGCGUGCACCCGCACUGGGUGCCGGAGUACAUUGGCGACACCAUCCUCGUCACUGGCAAGGUGUGGCCGUACCUGAACGUGAGGAGGGCGCUCUACCGCUUCCGAGUGCUGGGAGCGGCCAACACGCGCUUCUUCAACCUGCGCUUCGUGUGCGCCACCAAGCGCAACUACCCCGACUUCACUCCCCCUUUCACCGGGGACCAGCUGCCCAUCAUUGUGAUCGGCUCCGACGGCGGGUACCUGCCACGCCCCGCCACAGUGACCUCGCUGCUGGUAUCCCCCGGGCAGCGCUACGACAUCCUCGUCGACUUCUCCUCGCUUCGCUCCUCCUGCGCUGACGUCAUCCUCACCAACGACGCCCCCUCGCCCUUCCCUGCGGGCGAGCCGGUGACAAACGACACGGCGGUGGUGAUGCGCUUCAUCGUUGAUAUGAAGAGCGACGUGCUGCCCGCGCCGACUAUUCCCAGGAGGCUCGUGUCGGUGCCCCCCAUCAGCACUUCGCAGGUGGUGUUGGAGCGGUGGAUCACAGCUGUGGAGAUCACGGACCCCGCCACUGGGCUGCCCAUCCGCCUGGAGCUCGGUGGAAGGCUCUACAGCGACCCGCCCACUGAGACGCCCAGGGAGGGCUCGGAGGAGCUGUGGCAUGUGAUCAACACGACGCCCGACGCCCAUCCCAUCCACCUGCACCUCAUUCAGCACCGCCCCGUCUCGCGCCGCCCCUACGACGUGGCGGCUUUCACCAGCGGCGUGUGCUCCUUCACCAACGCGUCCCUGCCGUCAUGCUUCACGGGCAGGGCGCAGCGCGUGGGGGCGUAUGAGAGGGGCUGGAAGGACACCACCAUCCUGCCGCCCGGGACAGUGCUCACGCUCUGGACGCCCUGGUACUCCCAGGAUGGUACGCCCUUCCCGUUCGACCCCACGCGUGGCCCCGGGUAUGUGUGGCACUGCCACAUUCUGGAGCACGAGGAUAAUGAGAUGAUGCGCCCGCUCAUCAUCACCAAGUGACGUAUCCUCCCAGAGUGAAAUGGCACUUCGGAAUGCCAUGGCCCAUUAAUGAUGGUUGCAGCUUCUCCUCAUUCCCUAGUGCUGCAAUAAGGGCUUGGUUGGUACCGUAUUCCCCCGUAUAAAGCACCCUAGGGUGGUAACCAAAAUGCCUCUAAAUUUUGAGGAGGGUGUAAUUAGAGGCUAAUUUUGUAUAACGCCUGGGUGUUGUGGAACAUGCGUAUGUGAUAUUGUUUUUCCUAAACAAAGUGUUGGAAAUAUCUCAAAGGACUUACGCGUUUCUGAAGUGUAACGCUACACUCGAGGAAGAUCGCAACGGGUACGCGAGUCAACG
Closterium sp. NIES-67 is the source of this 2626-nucleotide messenger RNA. NCBI's taxonomy places the organism in Eukaryota, Viridiplantae, Streptophyta, Zygnematophyceae, Desmidiales, Closteriaceae. The record is from the annotation of a GenBank genome assembly.